AUGGAUCUAGAAGAAGUUUUCUGCUCAACGGGUGUAAAUCCAAGAUCCCACUGUAUUGCCCUUUGUGAAGGCGCUGAUAUUAUUGUGUAUGCUGCAGAUGGGCAUCUAGUAGCUGAGCUUGUGCCAGCGCAUCCUAAUCUACCAGGCAAAGUCAUAAAUGUGUCGGAAAGACAUCAUUCCAAGCCCAUAACAGUGGUUAAAAGAAUAUCUGCUAGUAGUGACAAUUACUUCCUCUCUGGUUGUAAUCAUGGCGAUGUCAACUUGUGGGCUUUCAAAAACAAUAAGUUUGAACAUAUUUUGAAACUAGAUAAACUUCCUAUCUCGGUUACUUCACUAGCGGGAACAGCCCGUCAAAAUGAGUUGAUACUUGUUGGUUCAUGGGGAGGGGUAAGCACUGGAAUCCGCUCCUGGUGGUUGACACAGGAGACUGGAGGGAAGUGGAUAGUACGAACCACGAAAAUCAUUGAAGAGGCUUCCAAAUCUUUUGCCUUGUCUAUUGCUGUGCAUAUUCUCCCGACAGGUAAUGCUUUAUUAGCCGCUGGAACCUCUUUGCGUAAAAUUGAUCUCUAUGUAGAGGGUAAAGAUAAAGAAAUCUUUACCCCAGUGUUGUCUGUGAUUGGUCAUAAUGAUUGGAUCCAUUCUGUUUCUUUCAAUAACAAUAACAAUUCACUUCUCCUUGCUAGCGCUGGGCAAGACAGUUAUGUUCGAUUGUGGAGGAUUUCUGAGAAUUCCAACUCUGUAGAUGACAAUGAGCUAAGCGUUACCAAAAAUAAGUUUAAUGUCGAAACGGCACAAGGAGAUGUCGUACAUACUAUCAAUGUCGAAGCAGUGCUAGCUGGUCAUGAAGAUUGGGUUCAUUCCACUGAAUUCAACUCAGAUGGAUCUCAGAUAGUAACAUCAUCUAGUGAUAAAACCGCUAUAAUUUGGAAAGAGAUUGAUGGCAUUUGGACUGAUUGGCUCAGAGUCGGUGUUGUUGGUGGUCAAGCUGCUGGUUUCUUCUCUGCUGUUUUCACGAAUAACAGCGAAGGAUUGGUGGCUAGCUCAUAUUUCGGUGGACUUCAUGCUUGGCGCUUAGUGAAUGAGAAUGAACCGUGGGCCCCAAUUUCAAUGAUUGGCGGUCAUACCGGUGAAGUUCGUGAUUUAAGUUGGGAACCUAAGGGUAGAUAUCUCAUUUCUGUUGGAAGCGACAAAACAACCAGACUCUUCUCUAAGCUGAAAGAACAAGAAACUUACGGUGAAAUCGCAAGACCUCAAGUACAUGGUCAUGAAAUGCAGUGUGUGUGUUCCAUAUCAAGUACGUGCUUUGUAUCUGGCGGAGAGGAAAAGAUCUAUCGUGCUUUCCAAGCUCCGAUCACUUUCGCAAACUCAUAUGAAGCUAUUAGUGGUGUCUCAAAGGAGAAGGUGUUCAAUGUAGAACAACUUGCAGAAACUGGGGCAAGAAUGCCCGCUUUAGGUUUAUCAAACAAGGCUGUAGAAGUUGAUGCUCCCGUAGAAAAUGAAGAAACUCAUUGGGAAGAGGAACAGUUUUUAGCUAAUCCAUCCAAUUUAGAAAAAGUUCCAACAGAGGAUUGCUUGCAACAGAACACGCUCUGGCCUGAGCUACAGAAACUAUAUGGUCAUGGGUUUGAAGUUUAUGCUAUUGCCACUAAUCCAACGGGUACCGUUCUAGCCACAUCUUGUAAAGCUAGUCAAGCAGAACAUGCUGUUGUUAUCUUAUGGGAUAUUUCGAACUGGACAUUGAAGAAAAGCGUUUUAGGCCACAACCUUACUAUAACACAAAUCGAAUGGAGCCCUAGCGGAGAAUAUUUGUUGACGGUCAGCCGAGAUCGAACUGCCAUUUUAUACAAAGAGAGGAAUGGAGAUAUCCAUGGAUUCGAUUAUGAAAAGGUUUGGCAGUCGAAAGAUGAGCAUUCGAGAAUUAUCUGGUCAUGCAGCUGGUUCUCUAACUCAUCUAUGUUUGCUACAGCGUCGAGAGACAAAAAGGUUAUCUUAUGGCAGAUAGAUGGUAAUGAGGCUAAGGUCUUUGCUUCCGAGACUUUGCCACAACCUAUCACCGCUGUCGCUGUCAGUAGAAGGAAUAUUGUUGCUUGUGGUCUGCAGGAUGGGUCAAUAACUCUUUUAGGAGUAGAGAAUUCACAAAUCGUUUCCAAAAAAGCUUUCAUUACACCUGCAGUCACGGUAGACGCAGCUGUCCAGAGACUCCGAUUCUCGAAUGCUGAGAAAGAAGAGCUGGCGUACGCGGGGAUUGAUGGAAAAGUUCGAAUUUUUCGUAUUUGUUGA
This is a messenger RNA of Auanema sp. JU1783, 2280 nucleotides long. NCBI's taxonomy places the organism in Eukaryota, Metazoa, Nematoda, Chromadorea, Rhabditida, Rhabditidae. The record is from the annotation of a GenBank genome assembly.